AAAUUCAUAAAAUGAAAUCACUUACUAUAUGUGUGAUUAUAUUAGUAUUAGACGUUGAUUUCUCAUUUGCGUCUGGGUGUAUUGUUUGUACCGGAAAUAUAGGAUUAAAGAAAAGUACGUGUGGUCAUUAUUUUUGUUCACUCUGUUUAAGGACAUUCAAUAAUUGUUCGUGUGGAAAAGACAUCAUAAUUGAUUAUAGCAAUCGUACAAUAGAAGAAGAUUUAAUAAAAUGUUCUGUUUGUACAAAUAAUAACGGAUUACAGCAAGUUACGUGUCCUCACCCAUAUUGUAACACCUGUACGCGUAUUAUUUCGCAUUGUAAUAUAUGCAAUAAAUCUUUCAGAGUUGGUUGUUCAAAAUGUCGAAUGUACGUUAAUCUACAAAUUAGAUCCAAUAAAAUAUACUGUACAAGCUGUAUACAAAAUGGUAAAAUCCCACAAGAGAUUGAAGAAUCGUCAUCCAGACAAAUCCUAGGAAUUGUCCCACAAGAGAUUGAAGCUUCGUCAUCCAGACAAAUCCUAGGAAUUGUCCCACAAGAGAUUGAAGCUUCGUCAUCCAGACAAAAUUAUGUCCCCAUAGAAUUUAUAAAUUACAGUCAAGAUAAUAAAAUUGAAAAUCAAAGUAUUAAUAAUAAUAAUCAAGACAAUGAAAGUGACAGUACAAAUAAAAUAAAUUACACAAUUGAUAGUAACGGAAAACCAUUUUACCAGUUUUUGUAAAUAUACAAUGUUUAGUCGUGGAAAUAUUUGAAAGCGAAAUAUAUCAGUACUAUAUCAGAAAACCUUAACAUCUAACUAAAUGUUUGAUAUAAUUCAUGUGAUAAAAUACAUAAUUUCAUAUAAUAAAUAUAAGUUGCUAAAUGUAAUUAGAAUUUUCAAUGAUUACCAGUGUUGGGUAAAGGUUAUUAAAAUAAAAUCUAGCUAAGAUAGAAAUAAGUCGCAGCCCGUCCCUGUCUGUAAGUUUGUUUAUUGUCAUCGGUUUGGAAUGUGUAAAAUGAUUCAUAGUAAUUUUUUUUGGUUUUCAACAAUUGCAGUUAUAAGGAAAAAAAUAAAGUAGUGUAAAAUGUUCUUGUUUAUUUAUAAAUAGAUAAAAAUAAGGUUGAGUACGUUAUUUACGCUUUUCUAUUUACGUUGUCCGCCAACACAAUAUUCUUAACUUAAAAUAAAUUAAUUUUAAAUAAAGAUACAACUCGGGACAAGCUACCCAGUACACAUUGACUUACAAAGAAAUUCAGAAUUAGAUAGUUUUGGAAGGGGCGUGGUCAAGGUCAGACAGAGAGAGUGGUCUAAUGAUAGACGGGUAAAGGAGGUGUGAUCUUAUGAUUGAUGAGGUAAGGGGAAGGCGUGGUAUUAUGGUAGUAGGAGUAAGGUACGUGAUCUGAGCGAUGGUCUUAGAAGGUCAUACAAAAUGGCGGAGAUUUAAACUGUUGGUUUGGUUUGCACACUAUAAUUUAAUGUCAGGGGUGGGGGAGGUGGUUUUUUCAAAAUUGCUGUCAUCUGAAGGAUAGGGUAACUAAAUCUCCAUGAAACUGAUCUAUAGUCUAGUGGAGAGGAUAAUAUACAUUACAUAUAUUACGUUUAAUAUUAAACGUACGCAUUACAUUGAAUAGUGAACGUUAAGUAGUGACCGCCGCCGUCACACUUGUCCUUGACUAUUCUUAGAACGACUCAACCAUCUUGUUAACAAAUUCUGUGAUGUUAUCGUUGUAAUAGCCAUUACGAUUAAUUAAUUGUCACCGUCGAGAACGUCCUAUAUACAAUCGUUGUUACCCAAUCUAAUUAUACCCCUACACCACCCGGGCGUAGAGUGAGUCGUAAAUCCGAUGUAAUCUAACAUAAUGCAAUAGUAGGUUGAAAGAUGUAAACUCAAUGUAAACUAACCUAAGUCGGUAGGUGAUCUCCUCCUCCUUCAGCAAGUCCUAAAGAACGUGGGGUAAUGAAACUUAACAUAAGCUAAUCUAAUGGGAGGGGUGCGGUUGAAACCCGACGUAAAUUAACUUGCCGCAUGUCUAUAGAUUGUAUUUAAUAAAUCGAUAAUUAUGUGAAAAAAUAAAAAUAAAUUAUCAAGGGUAGGUAUGCUUUAAUCCUUGAACGUGCCUAUAGUAUGCGAAGUGUAGCCAAAUGUGGUUCUAAAAUGAGGCUCUAAAUUGAAAUUAUGAUAAACAUUUUUAUGAGAACAAUUGCUAUCACCAGGUAAUCAUAUUUCCAAUAUCAAAGAUGUCACCGUACAGUAAUAAUCAGUGUAUGAAUUUAUGAGAACAAUGACAACGUCUGUCGUUAUGGCAUUAUAAUUUCUAAGAAUCUCAUCAUUGGUUACCAGACACUUAGAAUGGAGCAAUUAAAGAAACAGUUGAACGAUCAGACUACAUUAUAAUUGUGGCGGUCGAAUGUUCUAGAAUGUUCGGCCGCCGCCGCCUCUAGAAGAUUCGUCGCUCUACAUAAGCGUGUGGCGGUCGAAUGUUCUAGAGAGUUCCGCCGCCGCCUCUAGAAGAUUCCUCUGACUAUUUAAGGGCAAGAUCGUCGCUCCAGUCAGUCAGUUGAUCAGUCAAUCACUUACGCAUUCUGUCUUACACGCGCUUCGUUUCUCGCUGUUAUUUAUUAGUUCGUUGUAAUACAGUUCGUCUCUCGCUGUUAUUUGUUAUUUGUUAGUUCGUUGUAAUAUAGUAUAGUUGUUAUUAAAUCGUAAAAGUGUUUAUUACUUCUAUAUAUUACACCUCGCUACAUAAUGAUAUUCAAAAUUAAGUGAUCUGGAGGAAUAUACGCCAUACAAAGUCAUAUCUAUGAAAAAUACAAGCACAUGAAAUGGGGUUGUCAUUGUUGGUUGUCUAAUCAUCAAUAUUAAUGUGUUUAUCCCGAGAUUAAACUUAACUAAUGAAGAAAUCGAAGCUCUUAAUAUCAACAAUGAUGAUAAAAGAUUACAUUUAUUAUAUAAAGGCAAAAGUGGAAAUGCAUAUUUGUUUGAUUUUCAUUAAUUUGUUAAUAUUUUUCCUUGUUUUUUUUUUGCAAUUAUUUAUAUUAAACAAAACAAGUUAUUA
This is a messenger RNA of Daktulosphaira vitifoliae (grape phylloxera), 3034 nucleotides long. RefSeq lists its product as uncharacterized. NCBI's taxonomy places the organism in Eukaryota, Metazoa, Arthropoda, Insecta, Hemiptera, Phylloxeridae. Bases 12 to 719 code for a protein of 235 amino acids. The record is from RefSeq and is a predicted model, not a curated record. The transcript has 13 exons.